ACUAAUCUUUUCCACGCCAAAACGCAGCCGCUGUCCUCGUUCAGCGAUUGUAUUCGCUUGACGCCCGCCACGAUGUGGGAACCUGUGUGGGAACACUUUUCCCGAACCGGCCUUGACCCAAAUCUGGUUACAAAAUACAUUGCCUCGCCAAUGCGACUUUGUAGCUUUGAUAAGGCCCCUCAGUAGUUGCGCCGCACGUAAACCAGUCAAAAAUUCGACGGCAACUGACUCGUAGCACAUUUGACCUUUUCGUUAUCUGACAAUAUUAUAACCUGUGCCAGGGCCACUCAAUAUGGCGUAGGUACGUGGGUCGAAGGCGCUCGCCUUGCAAGUCAGUUCAGGGGCCGCGGCCCCUUUGGUGUAGAGGCCGCGGCAAUCUUUCCCGGUGUAAGCCUGUUGGAUAGGUAUGGCAUCCACAAGGCCCCUAUCAGGGGUAUCAGCAGGCGACCAAUCGGCUCGGUCGCACAUUUCAGUGUCUUCGGCCUAUUACCAGGACAACAGCGCUGUGCUGUCGCUGGCGAACGUCAAAGGCGCCAGCGACCGGCCCGUGUCUGCGCUCAUCAACCACCUGGUGGACGCGAACUAUGACACGUAUGACAACCGCAAGGUGAUACACUCCAACACGCACACCUACUCCAUGUUCCACUACCGUGCGUCUGAAAGCCAGGCCGCGGCUGCCGCCGGCCCCGCGCUGGGCUCCACCUCGGGCUCAGUCACGGGCGGCAGCGGCACCGGCAACUUCACACGGCGGUCCACGGACGCCUCCUUCACCGGCUCCUCCCUGCGCUUCAGCGGCACCGGCAGCGGCAGCGGCGCCGGCGGCUACUGGCUGGGCGGCACCGGCCGCACCGAGAGCGGCAGCGGCGCCAGCGGCACUGGCAGCGCCGGCUUCUACGGUGGUCAGCCCAUAGCACCCUACAGUGGCGGCCCGCCGCCGCAGCCAGACUGGGGCGGCGUCGCCAGCGGCCGCAGCCUGGCCGCCAGCUCACGUGCCACGUCAGCGCUCAGCAGCGGAGGCGGAGGCGGCGGAGGCAGUGUUUGCUUCAGCACGGCCGGCGGCGCGGGCUGCAUGCCUGUGGGCGGCUCUGAGCUUGAGGUUGUGGCGCUGUAUGACGCUAACUUCCAGGCCGCCAACGCGCGGGGGCAGCACGGCGUGCCGCUGCGCGUGCCGGCGCCGGCUCACAUCGGGCCGCUGUCCUACGUGUACAGAUGGUAUUGCAAGCGCGCCACCCAGUUCGUGGGUGCGGUGGGGCCGGCGGACGUGCCCGACGCCCCCGCGCUGCCGCCCUCGGAGAAGGAAGCCGCCUCCCGCCGCGGCUCCUCAAGCGGCGCAGCCACCACCUCCCCCGCUCCGGCCCCACGCGUCAGCGGCAACGGCAGCGCCGCCGCCUCCGGGCUUCCCCCACCAGGGUCGGCCUCCCCACGCCGCGCCGCCAGCACCGGCCUGCCCUCCGCCUACACAGUCGCCAAGCAGACACUCGCGGGCGUCAGCGACGCGCCCACCUCCUCCCCGUUGCCGUCGCGGCCUGCCGCGGCCCCUGCUGCUUCUGCUGCUGGCGCCGCCGCCGCCGCCGCCGGCAUCGGGCCUCCUCGCACCACCAGCGGGCGGCGGCUGAACCGCGCCGUGGACCCGGUGAUGAACCUGCACGAGCUGAUGGACCUGCUGGAGGACCUGCAGGUUGUCCCUCAUGCCGCCUCGCGUGCUGACGUCACCCGGCUCUUCAACAUCAGCCGCCAGGCAGCACCCAACGGCAGCACAGCCGCAGUGGCGGGCGCCGGCGUGGGCUCAGCAGCGGCCGGCGGCAGGCCACCCACCGCACCGCCGGCCCCGGGGCUGCCGCACGCGCCGCCGCGCCCCGGCACGGCGGGCGCUCUCGGCGGUGGCGGCGGUGGCGGCGGCGGUGGCGGCGGCGGCGGCGGCCGGUCGGGGUCCCCAGGCGUGGGUGUGGUGGUGAAGGCCCAGCCUCACCCGGAUGAGAUACGCUACCCGGCUUUCCUGGACUUCCUAGUCCGCCUGGCAGUGGCCAUCGGCUGCUGCGACGCCAAGCCCUCACCAGCCCCCGCCCCCGCCCCGCCGCCUCCUGCGCCACCCGCGCCCAAGCCCAGCGCCCCCUCCUCCGGCCGCACCUCGCUCAACGGCGCCGCCGGCGACCCCGGCCUCGGCACCUCGUUCGGCCGCACGCCGGAGCCCAAGCCGUCGCUGGAGGCGAUGUCUCGCGGCUGGACUCGCAGCGUGGCCGCGGAGGAGGCGGGCGCGGCGGUGCGGCGGCUGCUGGGGCGCAUGCGGCUGAGCCGGACCGACCUGCUGGGGCUGAAGCAGCGGCUGGACGCCCUGGCGCGCAUGGCGGGCGAGGCGGGCGCCCGCGCCAAGUCCAACAAGCUGCUGUACGUGACCGGCCCCUCCGCACUGGAGGCCGCGGCGGGCGUGCAGGUGGCGGCCGCGCCGCCCGCCACUGGCCCGCUGCGCCCCGCGCCCGCGCCCGGCGCGCCGCCACUCCCGGCGGGGGCCGCCGCAGGCACCACCUAUGGCGCGCCCCCUGCCUGGUGUGUGACCUCGCCUACCCCCGCACCCGCCUACUUGCUGGCACUCCUGGCGUCAGAGGACCGCGGCGAUGGCGGCGAGUACCGGCCCGCGUGGCGCGAGUUCGGCGCGGCGGCCAUUGACCUGGGCCUGUUGGCGCCCGGGGAGCUGCGGCUGUGCCGGCUGGUGCUGCUGAACCGGGGCGUGCACCAGAUGAGCGUCAGGGUGGAGAGCGCCGGCGCGCCCUUUUGCAGGUGCAGCUACUCGGGGCUGCAGGCCAUGCCGCCGGGCAUGCCCAAGCACGUGGAGGUUUCGGUGCAGAUGGCGGAGCCGGGCGAGGUGCUGGGGGAGCUGCGACUGGUGUACACCAGCGCGCGGGACCGGUACCGGGAGGAGCGCGAGGUGGCGGUGCCGGUGUACGGCAUGGUGGGGCUGCCUGGCGGCGGCGCCGAGGGGGGAGGCACGGGAGGCAGCGCCGGCCGGCAGCGGGGCGCAGGUGGCGGAGGUGGGGGCAGCGGCGUGGCGGCGGGCGGCUCGGGCGGUGCCGGCACGGCGCGGCGCAUGGUGCCAACCACUGCAGCGGAGCGGAAAGUGAUCGCGGCCAAGACCGCGUGGGAGGGGCUGCUGCCUGCCUCAGUGGCGGCAGCGGCGGUGCUGGCAGGGCCGCUGCCGCACAACGCGCCGCGCCGGGCGUCGUCGUCGGUUGGUGCGGGCAGCCUGAUGGGUUGGCCGGAGGGCUCGGUGGCGGGCGGCAGCGCGGGUCUGACGGGCGGCAGCCGCGGCAGCUCCAGGAUGAGCGGCGCAAACAUGGGAAUGGGCGGCGGGUACUGGGGCGGCGGCAGCGCCGGCACCGGCGGCGGCUGGUUCCGCGGCUCGCGCACUGGCUCUCACAACGGCGACUCAUGGUACGGCGAGCUCGGGGCCGGCAGUGUGGGUGGGGGCGAGGCGGCGGCGACGGCCGCUGCCAGCGGCGAGGACCGGGGCGGGGCAGCUGCAGUCGGCGGUGGGAGUGUACCGCCCCUGGCGCUGCCGGGCAGUGGUGUGCCGGCGCCCUCGCGACCCCUGGCUGAGGCGGCGGCGGCGGCGGCCCCCACGGAACAGGGGACAUGGCCACCAGGACACGUUACGGACACCUACCACGCGCGUGGCUCCGCGGACGGUGUAGCCCUGCCGGAGGGUCAGCAGCAGGAACACCAACACGAACACGGACAGGACGAGGCGGGCGGGCCGCCGGGGCUGGCUCGGCGCGUCAGCUUCCAUGACGGCUACGAGCGGUAGCGUGAGGCCGGGUGCCGGCACAUGCAUGGUGCAG
Molecule: messenger RNA, 3833 nt
Organism: Chlamydomonas reinhardtii
Lineage: Eukaryota; Viridiplantae; Chlorophyta; Chlorophyceae; Chlamydomonadales; Chlamydomonadaceae
Exons: 7
Coding region: 407-3799 (1130 amino acids)
Source: RefSeq, a predicted model, not a curated record